This is a messenger RNA of Ornithodoros turicata, 927 nucleotides long. RefSeq lists its product as uncharacterized. Bases 144 to 713 code for a protein of 189 amino acids. NCBI's taxonomy places the organism in Eukaryota, Metazoa, Arthropoda, Arachnida, Ixodida, Argasidae. Gene Ontology annotation, molecular function: protein dimerization activity. The record is from RefSeq and is a predicted model, not a curated record. The transcript has 5 exons.
GCGACGGUGUCGGGCAGAGAGUAGUCGAUUGUGAGUCGUACAUCAGGAGGGUCGUGCAUCGUAUGUGCAGUUCCUAUAGAGCUGAAGAUCCAGUGGCAGUGAUCCUACUUUGAGUGUUCUCCGAGUGCAUCUGCGAUUGGAUAAUGCGGCUGGUAAACGGAGACAAGUGCUUGUCCAGGAGUGCCACUGCCCGUGAACUGAUGUGCCGACGGAACCACAGCGACGGUACCGCUCUUCGAGUGCGGCUAGCGAGGAAAGCGCGGAAGAACAGGCAGAGGAUCCUCCGACUCAAGGAAUAUCACCGUCUUCGCGCCAUGGUGCCGUCGAUCGCAGCCAAGCCUAAAGUAUCCAAGGUGACAGUCAUCGAAGAAGCGAUACGAUACAUCGGCCACCUUCACGGCGCACUCAUCUGGCGUCUACAGUCGCGAGGACUCCCGCCUUGUCUACAGGGUCUUCCCUUUGACAUGAACAGCCUGAACCACACGAACAUCCGUCAGGUGGUCAGAAUCCUCAUGGAAAACAAGAACUCUGCCUGGAAGUUCCUGCAGUCCGUACCUGAAAGUCAGACACCUUCAGCGCCGGCGUCCUCUUUGGCGACUCUCCGAGAUGACAGCUCCAGUCACCGGCACCGGUUCGCGUCCGAAGAGUGCGAGAGGUCCAGGUCUUUGCCCUCCUACAUGCUUAGGCUUCCGCACCACCGAAGACCGUCGUGAGCUGGCUCACGGCGUCAUUGCAAGAUUGUACAUAUAUACAGACACAACCUAUAGACGGAUCAACUGCCACCCGCACUCUCCCAGUGGAGGACGGAGACUGCAUCUACGAGUGUAAAUAGGAGUCAUUGUUAGAGAAGCGACCUGUAAAUAUACUGUAUACUGUCUUUGACUGACAAUAACCGAGAUGUGCAAAUACAGAUACACCAGAGCUGUA